CUUUUUCUGGAUCAGCCCUUUCUUUCUGAUCGGUAACGUUGACAAACUGGCAGGAAUCUUAAGUGCCUUUUGCUUCCUGCUGUUGCAGUCGUGACUCGCGAAGUGAAAGAUGAGAAAGGGCAGACGAAUUGUAUUGGAGGUGGGUCAGUUUUCUCACUGAAAACCAGGGAACAACGCUUUCUGUUACUUCUUUCAUGUUUUCUUCUUGCUUAAAGCGCCUUUUUGAGAGCGGGAUUUUGCAGUCUCUCGCACGUGUUAAUUCCACUCGCCCCUCAUGCUUUUGUUAUUCUCAUGCUCAUUUAUAAUUCAUUUUCGCAGCACAACUUUUCUGCAGUUUUUUGGUCCAGCUGAUGCUUGAGAUCUAUCCUGACGAGUCCUUCUGAAUUGGGUUUCAAUUGAAGCCUUGAAUCUGUUGCCCUCGGAGAAGCAGGACGUUCAUGCUCUUGACAAAUGGAUGAGAGAAAGAUUCCUGAUUCUUGUUUGUCGUCCUUGUUCUUAUGCGAAGAAAAGGUCAAUGACUGGUAUCCAAUGUACUUUGGUGUGUCGUGCGCGUUCUUCGCCCUGAGACUCUUGCCUGGUCGGGAGACGGACGACGACAAAUGGUCUGAGGUAUGGAACACGAUACUCCACGGAAGCGCUCAGUUGCUGGGGUUGCUCGUGUGGAAAGCUCAGAAAAAGGGAACUGAUGAGGGGAAAGGCGCGCUCUUAGCCAAGCUAGAGAUGGCUGAGCGAGAGAGAGACGAAUUGAAGAGAAUUAGACAUGAAGACGCAAAAGCCAAUGAGAAAGUAGUCUGUAUUUUUGCGGCACAAGAGCAAAAAUGGUUUAAUGAAAGGAAGAAGCUUCAGCAACAGAUCAGAGCACUCUCGAAUGAGGUGAGGGUCAUUAGGAAAAAGAAGGAUGAAGAAAUUUCUGGGUUGAAUGAAAGACUAAAGGAAAUGGAGCUUCUGGUCCUGUCAAAGGAUAAAGAAUUGCAGGAAGAGGGACUGAAGAGAAAGGAAGUGGAAGAAAGGUUCAAGAAGGCCGAGAAUUCUGCGGAAGAAAUGAGGGAGAAAGCAAAGCGAGAGGCUAAAGAGCAUGCCUCAGAAAUUUGGAAGCACAAAACUGCAUUCAUCGAGCUCGUGUCGAACCAACGGCAGAUCGAGGCCGAGAUGGGUAGGGCCCUCAGGCAAGUGGAGACCACAAAGCAAGAGCUCGAGUUGGUUUUAGAACAGAAGGAGGAGUCUGAAUUGAUGGUCCAAAAAUUGUCCGUGGAGAUUGUGAAGAUGCAAAAGGACAUGGAACAGAAGGACGAUAUUCUGUCUGCAAUGCUGAGGAAGUCCAAGUUGGAGACGGCGGAGAAGCAGAUGCUUUUGAAGGAGAUUAAGUUGUCAAAAUCUAAGAGGAAACAGGCAGAACUAGAGACAGAAAGAUUGAGGUCCGUAUCCGUGUCCAAACACGGGGGACACUCGUUGAGAAGUAUGUUGGCUAACCAAGUCAAUCUAAAACUCGAGGGUAUAUACGGAGCAAGAAAACUGAAUUCCGGUACGAUGGGAUCAUCUCUCAUUGGGAAGGCCAGGUUGCAGGCAAAUAGUCUUCUUGAAUACGAGAAUCCCGAUUUUUCUGGGGAGAUGGAGGCAUGCGCUCCUGAGUAUGACAGCUAUUCUCAAGAACAAACUGAGGCACUAGCUAUCACAGCUGAUGUUAAGCGGUUGGAACACUGGGUUCAUUCGGAAGCAGAGAAAUAUGCAACUCUAGCUGAGGAAAGGCAUCACCUUGAGCUAAAUGCCUUCGUGGAACAGAUGAGGCUCAAAGAUGAGAAAUUGGAAGCUUUUCGUUGGCGAAUGCUGAGCUUGGAAAUUGAGUCCAAGCGACUGCGGUCUCAUGUUGAGGGUUUGAAUAGAGACAUAUCUCAACUCAGAAACACUAAUACGAAGUUGGAAGCCCUGUUGUUUGCACGAGAGGAUGAGCUCGGUGCUUUUAAAGAGCAACUCGGUUCACAAUCAAAUCAUAUCAAUUUCCAGAGGCCUUUAAAUGAUCCGUCUAUCCAUGAUCCCGAGCUAGUUGAAGAUACUAUUUGGUCUGAAGUUAAGAUCGUUAAGAGAAGACUGGGGCAUAAGGAAAAAAAAGGAGAUACAUCGGCAGUGAAAGCUUCUCAAGAUGAAGAUGCAGAAGUAAUAGUUGAAACUGCAUUAGUUUGUCAGCCGGCCGAAGUGACAAAGGUCCAAUCUCCUCAGAAAGUUUCUGAAGAACAGGAGGACUGUGGUGAUUGUGUUCCUAAGAGAGAAGAAAGUGGAACUCCCACAGAUUUGGGCACUCUCCAAAAUUUACCGUCUUUGAGCCGGAUUUCAAGCAAGACGAAAAGUUCUUCCUGGAAAAUGGAUCUUCAAGCUCUUGGAGUCUCGUGCAAGAUCAAGAGGCUGAAGCAGCAACUUCUCAUGCUUGAGAAGUUGAUGGGAAAGCAAGAAAGGAGCGAAAAUGUCGAAAGCAAAGAUGAUGGACCCAUUGGCAUAGAAAAUUUCCUGUCUCUGGUUUCUUUGUUGACGAAACAAGUCGGCCGGUAUCAGUCACUCCAAGAAAAAGCCGAUGAUCUGUGCAAGCGAAUGCAUGAGAACAAUCUGGAUUCGACUCUCGUGGAUUGCAGUGCUACGAAAUCAAGGGGAAGGACUAAAACACUGGAGAAUUUUCUCGAGGAAACGUUUCAGCUUCAACGGUACGUGGUCGUGACAGGACAAAAAUUGACAGAGAUACAAUUGAAGAUAGCCGUCGGAUUCGUCGGAGCAGCUGAAGAACUCGCGAAAUAUGCAACCUUUGACGUGAAGCGGUUUGCCGAUGGCGUGAGGACUCUGUUUCAAGAAGUCCAAAGAGGCCUGGAAGUCCGAAUAGCUCGUAUCAUCGGAGACCUUGAAGGAACCUUAGCUUGUGAUGGGAUAACACAUCUCAGGAGAUAACCCAUAAAGAUGAAACAGAGAUGAGUUUUAGGUGAACUGUGUUAAGAGGGAUCAAUCCACCAUUUCUUCUCACAUUUCCCCUUUCUUUUUACCUUCUGUAAUAUAUGUAUGUAGUUACAGGACAUUGUAUAGGAUUAUGCAUAGUUCCAAUCGCAACAGAAAUUCCAUAUGACUGGAUAUGUUCUCAACCCGAGGAUAUAUGUCAGCUUAUAAAAGCAACUCGUCCCAAAACUUAAUAUGGGUAAUUGUCACUUUGAUCUUCCAUCUGGGGCCUUCUCUCUGAAACAUCAGGUUGCUACAGAACAUUUUUAUGGUAUUUAAGUUUCAUAUGAAACGAUUCUUGAGAGAAAUUACUUGGUAUCCUCAAAAGGGACAGCACAAAAGGAAGUAGAAAGGCGAUGCUCGACUUAACUUGUGAAGCUGAAAAAAAGCUGAGGCAUAUUGGCAUAUUCCAGAGGUAAAACAGGAAUGUUUCCUUGUCCAAGAAAAUAUUCCAUGGCAUAUGGCAUCUUAUUAUAGACUCUUUGCUUACCUUCUUCCCAUUUUCUUCAUUCUCGUCAUCCUGCAACUGCAAAUCUCUUCACAGAGGCUCUCUCCUCUCAGAGAGUAUCGAUCAGGUAAGUCUCCCUCCCUCCCUCCCUCUGCACAAGCUCACUGAGUUUCUUUUUACAGAAACUCCUGUCUCCCACGGUUGUGUUCUGAUCAUAAGGUAGACUUCUUAUGUUCUGGUGAUAUUGCUUGUAGUGGCAU
This is a messenger RNA of Rhodamnia argentea, 3678 nucleotides long. Its product is annotated as cingulin. Bases 451 to 2928 code for a protein of 825 amino acids. NCBI's taxonomy places the organism in Eukaryota, Viridiplantae, Streptophyta, Magnoliopsida, Myrtales, Myrtaceae. The transcript has 4 exons. The record is from RefSeq and is a predicted model, not a curated record.